Messenger RNA from Bactrocera tryoni, 1738 nucleotides. RefSeq names its product pH-sensitive chloride channel 2 (gene SecCl). The coding region runs from base 68 to 1630 and encodes 520 amino acids. The transcript has 7 exons. Gene Ontology annotation, biological process: chloride transmembrane transport; signal transduction; nervous system process. The record is from RefSeq and is a predicted model, not a curated record. NCBI's taxonomy places the organism in Eukaryota, Metazoa, Arthropoda, Insecta, Diptera, Tephritidae. Gene Ontology annotation, cellular component: synapse; neuron projection; membrane. Gene Ontology annotation, molecular function: neurotransmitter receptor activity; chloride channel activity; transmembrane signaling receptor activity.
GUAAAAAUUUUUAGAAAAAAUUUAAUUGAAAAACUUCAACAAAGCAACAACAACAAACACACACAACAUGCGGAAUAUACACUUUCACAUCGUGACCAAAGUGCUGCUGCUCAGCUUUAUUUUCACCACCACACAGCUAUCGUCAACAGCGUCGCAAGCUGCCGAAGUGGAGGAAGACUGCCCGCCAAUCUCGAACGCUACAAACUUGCAACAAACACAACUAAUCCAGCGGUUAACGCAUGUAUGCCGUUAUGAUCGCCUAGAACGGCCAAUCGAAUAUGGCAUGAAUGGUGAACGUUUGCCCGUUACCGUUAAGGCGCGCAUCUACGUGUACUUUUUGCAAAAUCUAAAUUCCGACUUGUUGCAAUUCAAAAUGCACGCGUUGCUGCAGCUAAGCUUCAACGACAGUCGUCUGGCUUACAAAGAGUUGAAGCGACACGACAACAUCAUCGGACAGAAACAUUUGAGCGAACGCCUGUGGCUGCCGCACAUCUUCUUCGCCAACGAACGUGACUCCAGCAUUUUGGGUACGGAUGAGAAGGAUGUUUUGACCUCGAUAUCGCCGGAAGGACGGGUCGUCAUUUCGCAGCGCUUGCAGGCAACGCUCUAUUGUUACAUGAACUUUAAGAAGUUUCCGUUCGAUGAGCAAUUCUGUUCAACCGUGUUGGAGAGUUGGAUGUACAACAAGACGGAAAUGGUGCUCAAAUGGGAGCCUUACUCGCCGAUUUCGUUCGAUCCGGAAAUGCACCUAACCGAAUAUAAUAUGCAAGGCUUUUGGUAUAAUGAAACGAUUGUCAACUCGGAUGGUAUUAAUUUGCGACAUGGAUCUUUCGUUGGCAAUUAUAGUUCUCUCAGUUUUACGGUACAUCUUAGCCGUGAAACCGGUUUCUAUUUGCUGGACUAUUUCUUGCCCUCAAUGAUGAUCGUUGCAAUUUCGUGGGUUUCAUUUUGGUUGCAGGCCGAUCAAUCUCCUCCUCGUAUAAUGUUAGGUACCAGCACUAUGUUAUCAUUCAUAACGUUGUCCUCAUCCCAAACGAAAACCUUACCCAAAGUUAGUUACAUAAAAGUGUCUGAAAUUUGGUUUCUCGGCUGCACAUUCUUCAUCUUCGGCAGUUUGGUGGAAUUUGCCUUUGUCAAUACGAUUUGGCGACGCAAAGAGAAUGUUGAAUUGAAGAAAGUGAACAGUAAAUACAUAGUGAAGGCCUCACUAACACCGCGUCCAACCAGACGCGAUAUAAAUAAGAAUAAUCUGUCGCGCACGCGCUCCUGCUCCAGUCUCGAUAAUAUAACAUCCAGCACGGAAAGCGUAUUGAAGGGUAAUUCCAAUCCGGGUUACAACAAUUACCUAACUGUACAUAAUCUGCCGAUUAUCACCACUGAGUGCGCAGACACUGCGUCCGUGACGAGUGAGCGCAAUAGCAACGGUACGGAUCAUGUCAUUAAUAUCGAUAAAACUGGAACGUACGGCAUGAACGAUAAGGAGAAGGAGGCAAAUCCUGAUCAUACAACAUUUACAACAAUGACACCACAAGAGAUCGCCAUGUGGAUCGAUCGGCGUUCACGUUUCCUAUUUCCGGUUAUGUUUUUGGCCUUCAAUGCGCUCUACUGGACAUUUGUCUACUGCUUUUGACACAAUCCAAACGAGCAUGCAUACGCACACAUACAUGCAUAUUUUUAUAAGAACAUUGUAGUAUUAUUUAGCAAAUAACAUAUAUAAAUACCAAAUAAUAUUUUUAAG